Molecule: messenger RNA, 1310 nt
Organism: Aspergillus aculeatinus CBS 121060
Lineage: Eukaryota; Fungi; Ascomycota; Eurotiomycetes; Eurotiales; Aspergillaceae
Exons: 1
Coding region: 43-921 (292 amino acids)
Source: RefSeq, a predicted model, not a curated record
CCCCCAAUUCCAGCGGCUGAUCGACGGCCCCGGCCGGCGAGUAUGGAGGUUCACUCUUCGACCGGGGGCGCGCUGAAGCUUCCCGAGAUCAAGAGUCGGAUGAUCGACGAUAUUCCGGAGGAUUUCGAGGGGGAGAUCGCCGGCGUCAAGGUCCGGCCGUUGAGACAGGCUGCGAGGAAGAGUGCGGUUCUGAAACCGACGGUUCAGGAAGAAGAGGGGGAUGAAGAGGACAAGAAACGCUCCUCAACCUGGCGACUCAGUCAACGCAAGUCAAUGAUCGAGCUUUUCAGUCUUCUUCAAUCCACCGCAGCAGCCGUCGCCGCGGCCCCGAAGUUCUCGAACCUCAAACUACCUCUCACUCAGAGGUCGCCCUUCCGCUUCUCCACCAACGCCGUCGUCGAUGAAUCGCCCUCCUCGGUAUACUCCACCACAGCCACCACAACCUCACCAUCUCGAUCAGCAGCACCACCACCACCCACAACGCCAACCAAGAAAACCAAGCUCCCCUCCCCACCACCACCCACGCCUCCCCCGAAAUCCCCCAAACAACUCCUCCAACAACGGCCCCUCCCGCAGACCCCGCAACGCAAGCCCCGACACAGCAGCUUCCAAGAGCAAAUCUCACCCCCAACGGUAACCUACCGCACCACCUCAAGCUCAAGUCCCACCAAGAAACAACGCCGAAUGGGCACCGUCCUCUUUCCUCUAACCUCCUCCUUCCGUCCCAGCGGUGGUAACAACAACAACAACAACAACAACAACAACAACAACAACAACAACAACAACAACAACAACAACAACAACAACAGCAACAGCAACAGCAACAGCUCAGACGUGACGACGAUUCCGACAACCAACCCUCCCUCCCCUUCCCGUCGUCAGUCUCAUCUCCAAAAAAAUGCACAGACUCUUUUUUGCUAGCCACGGAGUUCGGGGUACCGGUGCAGGGGUUCGGGUUCUCUUUUGUUGGUGUCUAUGGUCUAUCUCGGGGGGGUUGGUCGCUUCUUUAUUGAGGGCUUUGUUCGGCUUCUGAGGACUUUUCUGUUACUUGUAACCCAAGAAAUCACCCUUGUAUCACCUUUGGGUUUUCUCUUCUCUUCCAUGGUGUAUUUACUUUCUUUGAGAUGAUUGUAUCAUCUGUUUCUAUGGGGGUGUCUACUUUCUUUCUGUGUGUGUGUGUGUUGAUUAGUUACGGGCCUGGUUGUUAGUUAUCUGUUGAUCGGGUCUGGGGUGUACCUUCUAGGGUUCUAUUUCUGUGACAGUUACUGGGUGCGAUGACUACCGUAUCAAUUCCUACACCUCGGUUUCUC